AACAUAACGGACACAUGUGCUUCUGGCGCGUCACGAUUCGCCACGUAAAUAUGUUUUCACCCUCAAAAAGGGCAAAAUACCACAGCUACCAACAUGGCGAAAAUAGCAUGUCAGUAUCAUCUGUGUUCAAUCAAUGUCAUUUUUUGUUGUGUGUCAACUGUCAAUGUGUGUCAUGAUAAUAUUCGCGCCAGAACUGAGCGGCAAGCAAGGCGUCACUCUAAUCGCUAUCAAACAGCUUCAUUUGGAAAAGUAUUAUUUUGUAAAAGAUUAGAUUAGUAAUAUGUCGACACUUCAAGCAACAAUACCAUUUAAAUCUCGUAAGAAAGUCACAUUGACAAAUAAAAUAAAUAAAAGUAAUUGCGAAAAUGAUGAAGUUCUGAACUACAAGUGUCCUCGAAAGCGCCACGCAGAAGUCGAUGUAGAUUUUAAAGGCCUUUGUCCAGUAGUUAAACUCUCUAGAUUGGAAUUCAGUAAAUGGAAUGUGCUAAAAGAAGAUCUUAGUUCUUUGAAUCAAUUGAAAGAGGACCCCGUUUCGGGAAUAAGUAAUUCUACGAAACCCCUGUCGAGUAGAGAACAAGAGAUAGAAUAUUUAGAGAAUUUUCUGAACCGACAGCUGGAUUGUAAAGAAUCUGCAUCAAUAUAUAUAUCAGGGCAACCAGGCACUGGAAAAACAGCGAGUUUGUCGUAUAUACUGAAGUUACCAAAGGUAGUUAAGGGUUACAAACAAGUGUACAUCAACUGCACGAUGAUGAAAUCGGCAAGAACUAUUUACAAUAGAAUAUGCCAAGAGCUGCACUUGAAGACUUCGGGGACGACGGAAAAAGCUUGUCUUAGCGCAAUUGAAAAGUAUUUAAAAAAGGACCAUAAAAUGACCCUCUUAGUGUUAGACGAGAUAGAUCAGUUGGACAGUAAGCGUCAAUCGGUCUUGUACAGUAUAUUCGAAUGGCCCGCUAUACCCAACUCUGGUAUAGUACUUAUCGGUAUAGCGAAUGCGUUAGAUCUUACCGAACGCACGCUUCCUCGUCUCCAAGCGCGAUGUUCUUUACGCCCUCGAACCCUUCACUUUGCCCCGUACACUAAGGAGCAGAUCAUAAAUAUAUUCACUACGGUUCUCGCGGAUGAAGAUAGAAACAACGUGUUCUCACCAGUGGCCUUGCAAAUGUUGGCGGCUAAAAUCGCUGCUGUCUCUGGUGACAUGCGAAGAGCUUUGGACAUAGGCAGAAGGGUGAUAGAGUUAGCGAGGCGAAAUAAGUUUCACGAAAAUCAAUCAAUCGAUAAAAUGAUGAAAGACACCCAAGUGACCGUAGAAUUGAAACAAGUGUUGGAAGUCCUGAACGAUGUUUAUGGUGGCUCGAGAAAAAUGGAAAACGAAGUUGAGGAGGGAUUCCCAAUGCAACAGAAACUGAUUCUAUGCAGUUUAAUGUUAAUGCUGACUAAAGGGAAGAAUAGGGAUAUUGUGAUGGGGAAACUUCAUGAUGUUUACAAGAGGGUGGCGGCAGCACGCAACAUUGCGCCGCUGGACAUGGGCGAGAUGGUGGGCGCGUGUUCAUUACUAGAGGCGAGCGGGGCCGUGCGUGUGGUGGGAACGGGGGCGGGGGCGGGAGGGGCGCGGGCCCGCCGCCUGCGCCUGCAGUGGGACGAGGCGGAGCUGGCAGGCGCGCUGAAGGACAAGCCAAUGCUGGCCUCCAUACUAGCCGACGUCAACUGUCUCGCGCCGUCUUCAUAGACGCACGCUCACUGCUAGCGUGGCGGGGGCGGGUUGUGGGCCCGCCGCCUGCGCCUGCAGUGGGACGAGGCGGAGCUGGCGGGUGCGCUGAAAGAUGGCCGGCCGAUGGCGGCCAGCAUGGGCUUGCCAUGCUGGCCGCCAUACCAGCCGACGUCAACUGCUUCGCGCCUGAUAUGCAAGUCCGUGUGCGUACGUACCUAGAAUAUAGAUGAACGUUUACGGCGUAAAGCGACGUAAUAAAAUGUGAUUUUUGAGUACCAAAGUUACAUUUUCAAUCGCUAUCCUAUAAAGUGAGCGCCUCGUCGCGUCUCGAUGUCAACUGACCCCAAAACACAGGCAACACUGACAACCAGUGCCGUCUUAAACUUAUUGGAGGCCCUGAGCAUAUUAGGAUAAUGGGGCCGUUAUGACUUCCGUUUAGUGAUUUAAUAGGAACUAGGGACUUUGUAUUUGACCCCUAUCGAUCGCGGGGCCCUGGGCACUUGCCCAAAGUGCCCACUGGGAAAGACGGGUCUGCUGACAAAAAAACAAACAAAACUGGCUACCGGUGUGACCAGCGCAUGUGUGCGCUUGUGUAUCAUCAUUAUGAACUUAUUAAUGUUCCCAAUUGCUUGGGCACAAGCACGGAUAUUCCUUACGGAAUGAUGAUACACAUCAUACGCGACUACUGUAAGGCUCGCUCGUUUUUUUUUAUUACCCAUCUUAUGUCCACCCAUUGCGAAAGAAACUUAUCUUCGACGAUCGCAGUCGAAUGCGCUGACUACAGCACUAUCGAACGCACUUGUGGUUGUCAUGGAAGAAGUAGUUGGCAUAUAUUCCAACUAGUUCUACUAUCAGUCCCCUAAAGGGGUCCGUGGGUCUUUGGUUAAGUAGGUAAUUAAUAACUAAUUAGGUACAUUAGUAAGAUCUUUGACUCUAUCAUUUGUUUGUAUCAUAAUUUAAUUUGACGGUUAAAUAGCCACCUUUGCAUAAUAAAAGCGAAUUCCAACAUUACAAUUGUGUUUCAAUCUAAAGAAAAAAAUACUAGAAAAAAAUUCUACGUGGAUUAGACAGCAGACGGGACCGCGUCCGCGUCCUGGUCCGCGUGGGUUUUUUUCUAGCAAAAUGUUAUUUAGAUUUAAACAUCUAGCAAUUAAAUGCUUAAAAAAAUGAAAUAUAAUUUAUUAUGUUUAAUAUUCUUAAUGGAAAAGCUUCUACAUGGAAUUACAAAUUAUUAAAGAUUAUCAUCACAUAUUUUGUUGUAGCUUGGGUCAUGAUAUUUACGAAUGUCUUACGAGUGUCUAUAAAAAUCUGUCUUAAAGAAAUCGGGAAUUAUGUAACCACCUUAACACCUCGAAUAGAGGCAAGAUAUUAUACUAAAGUACGUUUUCAUUAAUGUUAAUAAAUGCGACGCAAAUCCGGCACGCUCUCCUCAUCCGUUGGAGGUCGUCAUACAAGUUCUUUGAUGAAAGGAAAUAAAAUAAACGUUUCAAUAAAGCUAAAUGUCGUGAGGUUUUUUAUAUUAAUGUUUAAAAUGACUGCCAAAUUGUAAUUCUUGCAUAAACAACUAAAAUAGCGUAUCUUUCCUUUGUUUACUUUAAAAUUUAACGAUUAAAUAAAAUAAAAAUUGUUGGUGAAUAAUAGUAUAGUUGUUGUUACCAAUUUACAAUAUAGUUUUUAAUAUUUUUUUUAUAUUCAACUACCGUAUAUUAGACGGUAUAUUAAUAUUUGGUAUGUUUAUAACUGAAAAAAUAUGGUUUAAUUGUUAUUUUGUAUGCCUAUAAUUUUUGCCGAAGUAAUAAAGAUCUGCCAGUAGUUAACUCAUAACUUUACGUAAUACGUAUUAUCGUAUAGCCAACUUCUUGGCAAAGAUUGUCCCAGUAGACAGCAGCUAGCCUUUACUAAAAUAUAAUAAAAGUUUAUUAGUAGUUAUAGAAGUAAUUGACUGCAUUUCGCAAAUAACAAUCGCGCACGAAAUUCACUCGCACACAGCAUCCGUUGACCCGAUUUUCACAUCAUUAAUCACGAUCAAGAUCAAAGGUACCUAACUUGUGUUUCACGAUUCGAUUGUCUCCGCGGCAUCUGAGAUACUCCCAAAGAAAUAAAGCUACGAUAAGUGACUCUACACUCCCUUCCGUUCAUGUUACAUCACUUAUAAUGUGCAAUACGAAGAAACAGCGUUCAUAUUUUUUUAUGACGACGGACAAUACUAUUAAAACUCAUAAAAUUUAAGAGGCAAGUUAUAUUAAUGGAAACAGAAUGGUCCGGUCCAUCUUGAUGGCGCGCAUAAUUAGUAGAAACCACAAAAACUGUUUGCCAUUCACAAACUUCUAUCUCAUACGAGAUUUAAUAUCUUUUGUUAGUCACUUAUAGGCAUUAUAACGAAGUAUCGUUGUAUGAUCGAAGCCGAGUCAAUGAAACCAUAUUUUUUUCUUCUGAAGUCACCCAUUAAUCCGCGCUGGGCCCACGUGGUCAGGCCAUGGCCAGUUCUCCAUAUUCUAUCCAAAAGGGAAACCCAUACCCCAGCAGUGUGGAUACUUAUAGACUGAUGAUGAUGUAAGUCUUAUGUGUUUUAAUUGACAACAUGUUCGCUGUACAUAUAAAAUUUUUUUUGGUGAAUUAGACGCACUGCUGAUUCUCUGAUACCGGCUUUGUUUUUGAUAAAAUAAAAUUUAAUACUCUAACGUCUGUGCUUACAGAUCUCAAUUUAAUUCAAUGCUCUAUGAGGUCACGAGUUUUCUUUGUCUAUUGUUAUCUCAGCUGCUGCGAUAGUGAAAGUGACAUCAUCAAUUUUUUUCAAACUCAAAAUGACGACGAUAAAAUUUUAUCGAAUAACUUACAAAUGGACUAAUGUUUGGAAUGUAAUCCGUUUUUUUUUCGAUUUUUUUAAGAUGAGCUUUGUACACGACGGCAGAGUCGUGAAGUCGUGCCUGUAAAAGUAUGGAAUAUGUGUUGCCGAAUAAUUUAGCGAGAUAAUUUUAAAUUAAUUUAAUUGAGUACUUAUCACGUAAAGAUCAAUCUAUUAAAAUUGUUUUAUCUCAACGUGCACGGUACUCUACCUUAAGCUCAAUCAUACCAAAUCCGCCGACCCGUCGACAUAGCUCGUCUUUUUGCAGUAUGUACUCGUAUGCUGGUGAUGGCCGCAGAUGACCUUUACAGCGUCACAUUUACAGGGUUAGAGGCGACAGGAUCCAACUUGCAAUAUGUAAAGCUGCAUAAAGAGGCGUGUCGGUGGUUUCAAUGUGUAUUGCGUACAUUACGUUGCGCAUUACUCCUGUUAGGCCUUCGUUAUUAUAAUAGUCUGUAAACUGUAGCUACAAGACCUAAAGUUUCUGGUUUUAAAUGUUAUAGUUACAAAAUCUUCGUGUUUGAAAUGAGCUUCUCGUUAAGGUGGUCGUCCAUUCACAUUACUAUUUGCUCAUUUAUGUUGUUUGUAAGAGCCCAAUUGACAAUAAUGUGUAUUUAUUAGACAAUAUUGUAAACGCCGAUCGUAGAGGCAGUGUCCAUGUUAAUUGAAUGCCUGUUUUAUUAUUAUUAACCGUAAAUUAAGUUUUUGUAUGAAAUUCGACAUCAAUUAAUUUAAUAUUUAUUAAUAUGGACUUUUAAGUAGGUUUGUUAUGUACGAGUUUAUGUUAAAGACUGAUUAUAUCAUUAUAUUUAACGUUUAUUAUCAUUUUUAAGUGCAAAAAGAUUGUAGCAUCUGUGCAUUUUACCCCAAAACAUAUUGGCGAAAAUAAUUGAUAAUUUUCUAGAAUAUAAAAUCAUGUGUUUUAUUAAGAUAUGAACUCUUUGUAUGUUAUUUGUAAUAGUAAAAAAAUGAUUUUACUCCGUCAUUGUUUUUUAUUGUGUAUGUUCGACUUAGGUGUGAAUAAACUCAAAUGAAAACGAUAUUAGUUUUAUUAAUUUAUUUUAUUCUAAUUCUUCUAAGUUAAUCCUACUUUGUGCAAAACAAGGCUUUUUACAAAAGAAUUGUAUAAUUCUGAAAAAUACAAGGUAUCGAAGAGAAGAUGACUGACCAUAGAUUGCGACAGUUACGAUAAACAAUAUCUAUACAAUGCAAUAUGAUUGUGUUCGCUCUUGUAUCUGUCGCAAAAAAACAACAAAUUCCUCAAGGAAACCAUUAUAAAUUAGCACCAAAAUAAAUAAGGUACUGCAGGAUGUUGGUGAUAUUUUGUUAAAUUAAUAAAUAACUUAAAUAAUGAUAGUCACAUAAUUUUGUACAAUGUCAGCCAUCUAAAAUUAGAAGGCGAGUGUGAUCGAUGCAGUGUCAGGGGGGGACUCAUAGGCGAAGGGCGGGGUUGCGCGAGCGCACGAAGUUGAGCAGCUCGUCGCUGUCCUCGCAGACGAACGGCUUAACGUGAUGGCAGGCGACGUCGUGCCACUUGAUGCCGUCGUUGUAGAAGUUGUUCAGAAUCGACAAGCAAGACUCGUCGUUACCCUGCAUAAUAAAGAAAAGUAAUCGGUAAAAUGACUGAGUGAUAUUUGGUUCAUUCAUGUCAGGCCUGUGAGCGAAGGUUCAAGAUGAAAUGUAUUAUCAUCAGCCUUUUAUUGCCCCCACUGCUGGAGUUCAGGUUUUUCAUAUAGAUGGAAUAAGGAGAUUGGGCCAUGGCCAUUGGAUUGGUGGGAGCUAAGGACUAGAUGCAGCCGGGACCAACUGCUUAACGUGCCUUCCGAAGCCCGGAGGAGCACGAGAUAGUAAAUUUUUGGUCACCUACCCAAUAACCCACUAUGUUGCUUCACUUCAACGAUCGCAGACGAACGCGCUAACCACUCGCGCCAUCGACAUCCUCAUAUGAAAUAUAUAUAAUAACUUUAAAUUAUCUAAUUUACCUACUGGCGUUCAGUUCCUAACUAAUAUUAAAAAUGUGGAAGAAACUGUUCGCCUCUGUGUAUGUCUGCUGCGCUCUCAUUCCUAAAUCAUUCAAAGCGAUUUUAUAAAUUGAUACGGGGAUAAAUAAGACUUCAGAAAAAAUUACAUCCUUUUAGUCGCACAAAAUAAGGACUAGUUCACGCAGAGACGCGACGCGGUCUGGUGUAAACUAACCCUAAAUCUAUAAGGGAUUUGUCCCUUUGUUACCAAAAUGACUGACGAACCCUAAAAAAUACAAUAUGAAAGCAAGCCAUUAAUUGUUGAGGUAGGUAAUAAGUUCACGCCUCCCUCUUUGACCGGCCCGUCGUGAAAGGCGAUUUCGAUAUUUCAAUGAGGCACGACGGAGAUUUCCAUGAAAACAACUUUCAACUUUGUUUAUGACGCAAACUUUUUGGUAAAACGAAUUGAAAAUGCGCCGUGACGUUUCACUUUCUUUGCCUACAUAAUCGGAGUGUAAGAAACUUGAAAUUAAGAACAACAACCUCCUCGUGAUUCAUUUUUAUGCUUAUUCGUUUGCGGCGGAAAGUAUUUUAAUGACUAUUAACGAUUUUUUACGAAAGUUUAUAUUGGAUAAUAUAUUACAUGCAUACAUAUUCAGAGUUGCUUAGAUCAUAAGGUUUAUAAGUAAUCGGCUGAACCGAACGCUUGUACUUUUAAAACCUACCGAAAGUACCUAACUAGCUAAGCCAAUGAGCAAUAAAUCAGGAAAACAUUGAAGUGUUCGUUUUCUGUAUUUAUCCUAUCUGGGUGUUCAAUUUUUACUCCUUCCUUCAUCUCAUAUUCUCAGAUCGCGGAAGGUGUCAUCCGGGGGAAAAUCCUCAAACCACGGAGAUGGUUUCUUGGGCUAUGGAGUAGGCACAUUAUAUCAGCAGAAAAGAAGUGCGUACCUAUAGGUACAAUAAAUGAUAUAAGCGUAUACCCGGGACAUUCAUCCCCUAUUUAAAAUCCUUAAUUUAUUUAUUAUGUUUUGACGACAAAAAGUAGCCUUGUAUCAUCUCUAAGAUCCCAUCUAUCUCUAUACCAAGGCAUUAACCGGUUUAGGCGGAAAGCGUAACAAACACAUUCACUUAUAACAAUAAUAAUAUUUAUAGCAUAGUUACGUGGCCAGUCUUAACUGUAUGCCACGAAUACACCCACGCUCCAGGGAUCUCAGAACAUGCAGUGCGUGUUGGGUGACCAGAGCAGAAGUAUUGUCUGGUUUUUACUGUUAGGUAGGACCCUGGUGAUUUCACCGAGCGCCAGGGCUGGUUGAAAUGAGUAGGGAGGAGUCCCAGAUACCUUCUUCUUGCUCCCCCGGUGGCUAAAGGGUGCUUAAGGACAUUUCCCAGACACAGAAAAGGUUUGUAAAGAUGUAUAAUAGCAUAGUUAGCAUUGUAAAGAUGUAUGUAGGGUAAACUGACCUGCGCAGCUUCCCUGUUGUCGGGUUGGGCCUGUCCGUACCCGCCGGUGUAGGACCAGUCGCCGGUGUUGCGCUGGGUGGUGGGGCCGAUCUUGGCGCCUGAGCCCGACCAGAACCAACCGUUCACAUUCGGGGGCUGCAGGUCAGGCCUGUCGCAACCGGCGAAGUUGCACUUGCGACCGGACGUCCAGAUGAAACGGACGUUACCCCGAGCGAUUCUCUGCUUUAUGAAUUCGUUUU
Messenger RNA from Chilo suppressalis (striped riceborer), 8214 nucleotides. NCBI's taxonomy places the organism in Eukaryota, Metazoa, Arthropoda, Insecta, Lepidoptera, Crambidae. The record is from the annotation of a GenBank genome assembly.